This is a messenger RNA of Lycium barbarum (goji berry), 2270 nucleotides long. Its product is annotated as protein HLB1. The transcript is spliced from 14 exons. Lineage: Eukaryota; Viridiplantae; Streptophyta; Magnoliopsida; Solanales; Solanaceae. The record is from RefSeq and is a predicted model, not a curated record. Gene Ontology annotation, molecular function: protein binding. The coding region runs from base 181 to 1839 and encodes 552 amino acids.
UUUAAAUUCACUUUAACCCUCUUAAGUCUCUAGUUUUGCUUCAUUUCCCCAACCAUUAUCUGGUUUAUGAUUUAUUAGUCCUUGCAACUUUGCUUCAAUACCAAUUUUGUCACACGUACUUGAGAUUCACAUUCAAACACAUUUUCGCCAUUGCUCUUCUUCUUCUUCUUCAUCACCACCAUGUCCUCAACCACCGACCAACCCGAAUUACGAAGCGAAGCAAAAGAAUCUCCGGCCACCGUAACAGAUCCCGAAGCAACAGGCUCCGUAGAUCCGAACCUCGACGAAUCCACUGAUGCAGAGGCCGAAAAAUCUCACGAGAAAUUCACGAAUUCCAAUGAGGCGAGUGAUUCAGAUCGAGUAGAAGAAGUUUCUGGAGAUGUACAAUCAAACGAUGCAGAGGCGGAGAAAUCCGCGAAUCCCGAGGCAAAUGAGAGAGUCGAAGAAGUUUCUGGAGAUGUACAAUUGAACAAUGCAGAGGCAUCUGAAUUGAUCCAAUCGAAUGAUCCAGAUCCGAAAACGGAGAUCAACGUGAAGCAGUUAAAAAAGGAUGAGGGUAGCAGAACAUUCACAAUGAGAGAGUUGUUGGAUGAAUUGAAGAAUGGUGAUGUCAAUGAAGAUUCUGAACCCGAAAGACGCCAAAGCGAUACGCCUCACAGUCAACAGAGCAGUCAGCAGCUCGCAGACAGUAAUGCUGCCUUGGAGUUGAUUAACAGCGUCACAGGUGCUGACGAGGAGGGCCGAUCUCGGCAACGGAUUCUAACAUAUGCUGCCCGGAGGUAUGCUAGUGCACUAGAGCGAAAUCCAGAAGAUUAUGAUGCGCUUUAUAAUUGGGCACUGGUUCUUCAGGAAAGUGCAGAUAAUGUAACCCCAGAUUCCACUUCACCUUCAAAAGAUUCUUUGCUUGAAGAGGCGUGCAAAAAGUAUGAGGAGGCAACUCGUCUUUGUCCUACGCUGAAUGAUGCUUACUACAAUUGGGCCAUUGCAAUAUCUGAUCGAGCCAAAAUCCGGGGUCGUACAAAAGAAGCUGAAGAACUUUGGAAGCAGGCAACAAAGAACUACGAAAAGGCUGUCCAGCUCAAUUGGAACAGUCCACAGGCAUUGAACAACUGGGGACUUGCCCUGCAGGAACUCAGUGCAAUUGUCCCUGCAAGAGAAAAGCUAACAAUUGUCAAAACAGCAAUUAGUAAGUUUCGUGCAGCAAUCCAACUUCAAUUUGAUUUCCAUAGGGCAAUCUACAACCUUGGAACUGUUCUGUAUGGAUUAGCAGAGGACAUGUCAAGAACAGGGGGAGCUGUUAAUGCUAAAGAGAUUUCUCCUAAUGAGUUGUACAGCCAGUCUGCGAUUUACAUUGCUGCUGCACAUGCACUGAAACCGAAUUACUCGGUUUAUACAAGUGCCUUGAAGCUUGUGCGAUCUAUGCUACCUCUGCCCUACCUAAAGGUCGGAUAUCUCACUUCACCACCUGCUGGUAGUCCGCUCGCACCACACAGUGACUGGAAGCGUUCUCAGUUUGUUUUGAAUCACGAAGGACUUCAACAGAUCAGUAAAGUUGAUCAAAGACACAUGUCAAGAAACCUUUCAUCAACUUCAGCAGAUACAAGUCCCAGUAGACAAGCAAUUAAAGUUGAUGUGCCAGAUAUCAUCUCUGUAUCAGCCUGUGCGGAUCUUACAUUACCACCUGGUGCAGGUCUCUGUAUUGAUACGAUUCAUGGGCCAGUUUAUAUGAUCGCUGAUUCAUGGGAGUCUUUGGACUGGUGGCUUGAUGCGAUUCGCUUGGUUUACACGAUAGGUGCUAGAAGCAAGAGUGAUGUUUUGGCAGGCAUCAUCACUUCUUAAGCUUUUUGCCUGUAACUAUGUGAUCAACCUCAAAGGCGGCUUUCCUGCUAGAGAAAAGCCCGAUUUAAUAGCCUCUGGAGUCUGCAGCUAAUGUACACUUGUAUAUUAUUUGAUUUAUCACAUGAAAUGAGGUUCAUUGAAGUUCCUCUUUUAAGCGGAUGUACGUCCAGGACUACAAAUAUUUGAGCUCGUAUUGAUGUUUCAUAGAUGUGGAUUAAGGAAGAGACUUUUGUCAAAUUUAUUCUUAGAGGCUUUUUAUUGUUUGCCUAAGGGGUACCAUCGUCUAUUGAGUUGAUUUGCUUAUUUAAAUUGAUGCAUAGCAUUUUUAGUCAUGCAUUUAGUAAGAAUUUGAGACAUAUUCAGACAUUGUAAACAAGAUUGAUCAUAGCUAGUGUACUUACCAUUUUUCAGGGUUUUCCUGUUGUUUACUA